Molecule: messenger RNA, 242 nt
Organism: Durusdinium trenchii
Lineage: Eukaryota; Dinophyceae; Suessiales; Symbiodiniaceae
Source: the annotation of a GenBank genome assembly
AUGUUCCAACCCCGCUGGUGUGUUUUGACCAACUCGCAGCUCAUUAUCUACAAAGACGAGCAUCUCAGUCAACGCCAAAGCGCCGAACGCUUCACAGAGCAGAUGACAGCCACACGCUUCAGCUGUCACGAUGCUGUAACCUUACAUUUCUACGACAUGGUGAUGGGCUCCACUCAAGGCGAAGGCUCCGUGCAGCCCUUGGGCACCGGCAACUUCCACGUGGGCAUCGAAAUCAAUGGUGG